ACCGCCAAGGGACAGGGGGAGGGCAACAUCGCUGCUCGCGACAGUAUCUCACACAUUCACACACACACAGACACUAGGUCAUCUCCUGCUUCAACACUAGUUAUGUUUACAAUCCUUUGAGAGCAGAAAAGCCAACGAGACAAAGUAGGACUUAGACCUGCAGCAGUCGCUUCAGCGAUAACAACUUUGCCGACAGCAACAACAACGACAUGAAGACCAGGCUGUCCUCCGAGUCCUCCAUGGACUCCACCACCAGCGGUGACAGUACGUACGCCGUGCGGGUUGAGGAGGAGCUCCUCGUGAAAGGAGGAGGCUUCCCAGACCGCCGACAGACACAAACCAGAGGAAGGAGGAGGAAACUGGUCGUUGUCACCGUCAUCUCUCUUGUCCUUAGUGUCAUCAGUAUCCUCGCUGUCCUUCUCGUCGGUGCCUUCGUCUUCUUCAACGACAGUGAACUUAUCCACGGGGACCUGCAAGCACAAGUCUCAGUGAGUGACGAGGUUUGUCUUCCUUGUGUACAGCUGAACUCUGACCCCGUCAGCGACACGGAUUCGUCUCUGCUGGACGUGCUGGAGGUCAGGAGAGACGACAACAGUGACCUGACCGUCUGCUGCGCUCGCACGAACGCUCAAUUCGCUGCUCUCCUCAAACUGAUCAUUCAGCGGCAGCAAACGAUCAAAAAGCUAGCAGAUAGUUUGGAACCUGCUGGAGGUCAGAACCCGGCCAGUACAAACGACACGAGUGCUGUCUCGGCUCACCUGCUCUUCAAGGCUGGAACAGGAAAAGAAGAAAUACAACAGUGGAAAGCCCCGGAUGGCCAUGGACUCUCGCACGUGAGACCCGGCUUGACGUUUUACGACAACACUAUCUACGUCAUCACGUCCGGCAUGUACUACGUCUACUGUCAGAUCCUGUACCAGGUUGAUACUACUACUGGGGUGGUCAGCAGCUACGUGUACCGCGAGAGCCUGAUGAACCCCAUGAUGUCGGGUAUCGUGCUCAAGACCCGCCACACCAAGUACGUCCAGCAAACCGACCACCACGCCAGCUACGUGGGGGGACUCGUCGCUCUCCACAAGGGAGACAAACUGUAUGUUAAGUUGUCCGAUUCCGACCUCGUGUCCAACGAUGAGAAAGGCAGCUUCUUUGGUCUGUUUAGGGUCGGGGAGUGAGUGGAUGUGACCAGAGGCGAGGUGAGGACAGACAGAGAAGGGCUAGGGUAGCCUGACAGUAUCAAGUCUGACAUUGCAUGUUUGAAGUUUAUUUCAAUGUCUUGCAAGAGUCGGACAUUGUACCCGAUGACUUUCAUCCUAAGGAAUGGCCCGAGGAAGAGCUUGUGAAGUGUUUUAUCAUACAUAGAUGUGUACAUUAUUGCACGUGGGCUGCACUUACACAACAGCUAAGAGGACGAGAGGACGUGUGAGGAGGCAAACCAUUCAGUAGAGAUGCCACAUUCUACAGGCACAGUCUUGAGAACAUCUCAUUGCUGAUCUCACAGGCAAAUCCCAGCAUGCCUUGGUCUCCAACUCUUUCUCUUCCCAUGUUUGUGUAGUGAAUUCUGUGUGUGUGUGUGUGUGUGUGUAGACUCUUAGCUCAAAAGCUUCGUUGCAGGUGAUGUUCAUGCGAUUGUGACGAAUGCUUGAAUUAGAACAUUAAACAUGAAUUUAAAUAAAUAAAUAGCUGCACUACACUGA
This is a messenger RNA of Pomacea canaliculata, 1694 nucleotides long. RefSeq names its product tumor necrosis factor-like. The transcript has 4 exons. Gene Ontology annotation, biological process: immune response. The record is from RefSeq and is a predicted model, not a curated record. The coding region runs from base 210 to 1172 and encodes 320 amino acids. NCBI's taxonomy places the organism in Eukaryota, Metazoa, Mollusca, Gastropoda, Architaenioglossa, Ampullariidae. Gene Ontology annotation, molecular function: tumor necrosis factor receptor binding. Gene Ontology annotation, cellular component: membrane.